AUGGCACAGAACAGCUUAGUUCAGGGACACCCCAUGGUGAAGCUGAAGAAAUCUGGAAACGAAGAUCAGAAGUUUGUGAGCCCUGAUCUGAUCCCACGUCUGCUGCUGGCUUUCUGCAUUGGUUAUGAUCAUUCAAGAGUGAGAUUGCAGCUGCUGGAUGGGGACCCUCACUCUGACUACAUCAAUGCCAAUUACAUAGAUGGGUACCACCGGCCUCGCCACUACAUUGCAACUCAAGGGCCGAUGCAAGAGACAGUGAAGGAUUUCUGGAGAAUGAUUUGGCAAGAAAACUCUGCAAGCGUUGUCAUGGUCACCAACUUGGUGGAAGUGGGCAGGGUAAAGUGUGUUCGAUACUGGCCAGAUGACACAGAGAUCUAUGGAGAUAUUAAAGUCACGUUAAUUGAGACAGAACCAUUGGCAGAGUAUGUCAUACGCACGUUUACUGUACAAAAGAAAGGCUACCAUGAGAUCCGAGAGAUUCGGCAGUUCCACUUCACUAGCUGGCCAGACCACGGGGUUCCUUGCUACGCCACGGGCCUCCUGGGCUUUGUUCGCCAGGUGAAGUUCCUCAAUCCCCCAGAAGCAGGACCCAUCGUUGUGCACUGCAGUGCUGGGGCUGGCAGAACAGGGUGCUUUAUUGCCAUCGACAUCAUGCUUGACAUGGCAGAGAACGAAGGUGUGGUGGAUAUAUUUAACUGUGUGCGAGAGCUGCGAUCCCAAAGGGUCAAUUUGGUGCAGACAGAGGAGCAGUAUGUGUUUGUCCAUGAUGCCAUUCUGGAGGCAUGUCUCUGUGGCAACACGGCCAUUCCAGUCUGUGAGUUCAGAUCCAUAUAUUAUAACAUCAGCAGGCUAGAUCCACAGACCAAUUCCAGCCAGAUAAAGGAUGAGUUUCAGACUCUCAAUAUCGUGACACCGCGUGUCCGGCCAGAAGAUUGCAGCAUUGGUCUUUUGCCAAGGAACCAUGACAAGAACCGCUGCAUGGAUGUGUUGCCCCUGGACCGGUGCCUGCCUUUCCUCAUCUCCGUGGAUGGUGAAUCAAGUAACUACAUCAAUGCUGCACUCAUGGAUAGCCACAAGCAACCUGCUGCCUUUAUUGUAACCCAACACCCUUUGCCCAACACCAUAGCAGACUUCUGGAGGCUGGUGUUUGACUAUAACUGCUCCUCGGUUGUGAUGCUGAACGAGAUGGAUGCAGCACAGCUCUGCAUGCAGUACUGGCCAGAGAAGACAUCCUGUUGUUAUGGCCCAAUUCAAGUAGAGUUUGUUUCAGCAGACAUUGAUGAAGAUAUCAUCAACCGGAUAUUCCGGAUCUGCAACAUGGCCAGGCCUCAGGAUGGAUAUCGCAUCGUUCAGCACCUGCAGUACAUUGGCUGGCCAGCGUACAGGGACACCCCUCCUUCCAAACGCUCCCUCCUGAAGGUGGUCAGGAGGCUGGAGAAGUGGCAGGAGCAGUACGAUGGGAGAGACGGACGGACUGUUGUCCACUGCCUGAACGGUGGGGGACGCAGCGGCACCUUCUGCGCCAUCUGCAGCGUGUGCGAGAUGAUCCAACAGCAAAAUAUCAUCGAUGUGUUCCACAUAGUGAAAACGUUACGGAAUAACAAAUCCAACAUGGUGGAGUCCCUGGAACAAUAUAAAUUUGUAUAUGAGGUUGCACUGGAAUACUUGAGUUCCUUCUAGCCCAGCGAAGGGAGGAGAGCCUCCGAAAUGCCAGACCCCAAUCUCUGGCAGGCACUUCUCCCCUCUCCCACACUAGAAGAAGGUGACAAGUGUGGGAAGGAAAACCUCUCCUUCCUGGAGCAAGAGACUGGGAUUGCACAGACCUCGCUGGAAGGAGGAGACGAUGCCUGUGUUUGCUGCUGCCUGCUUUCUAUCGGAACAUCUACUGCUUCUUAAAUAACCUACUGUAAAAAUUAGCAAAAUGGGAGACAGGCUGAAAGACUGGACUUUCUAAUCCCCUCUGACUUCUUCUCUCCUCUUUUGGAUUGUAUUUUUGCUCUCUUUGCUGCACAGUGGGGAAAGAAUGAAACCCUUAGCAAAUUCUCUUUUAAAUAUCUCCUUUUUUAAUUUAUAAUUUUGUUCUCAAAUCCCAGUCUUUAAUUUCUGAAUUUCAUGCAGCAGUCAUUUGGGAAAAUUGAGAUAGCCAUAGGGGAUGUAGGAAACGUUCCAUUACAACUUGUCUAUCUUAUGUGUUUCCUUUUAUUUUUUUUUCCAAUGAAAAG
Molecule: messenger RNA, 2222 nt
Organism: Pterocles gutturalis (yellow-throated sandgrouse)
Lineage: Eukaryota; Metazoa; Chordata; Aves; Pterocliformes; Pteroclidae
Product: receptor-type tyrosine-protein phosphatase T-like
Exons: 14
Coding region: 1-1680 (559 amino acids)
Biological process (GO): protein dephosphorylation
Molecular function (GO): protein tyrosine phosphatase activity
Source: RefSeq, a predicted model, not a curated record